CGACUUCCCGGUCUCCCAGCCCAGAGCCCCGAGUGUCCGCACACUGUGGAGACAGGGGUGACGGAGUGGGUCUCCGGGGCGCAUGGGAGGCGAGGCCCCGGGAGGGGUGGAGCGCGGUGGAGGCUGCGGUCCCGCCUACCGCACCGCAGAGCAGCGCGCUCGGGCUGCAGCGCUGGCCCCUGCUGGCAGGACCCGGGGCGCCGGGGGAGUCCAGUGGUUAGCGAUGCUUCUGCUGCCGUCGCUGCUGCUGCUGCUGCUGGCGGCGCCGCGGGGCUGCGCCAAGAGCGCGGCGGCGGCGCCUACCCCCGAGCGGGUCCUCGAGUGGCAGGGUAAAGGAAUAUUCGUUAUCCAAAGUGAGAGCCUCAAGAAAUGCAUUCAAGCCGGCAAAUCUGUACUGACCCUGGAGAACUGCAAACAGCCGAGCAAGUACAUGCUGUGGAAAUGGGUUUCAAACCACCGCCUCUUUAACAUAGGAGGCGGCAGUUGCCUGGGCCUGAAUUUAUCUAAUCCAGAGCAGCCAUUAAGCUUAUAUGAGUGUGAUUCCACCGUCGUUUCCUUGAGAUGGCACUGUAACAGGAAGAUGAUCAGCGGCCCGCUCCAGUACAUGGUCCAAGUGGACCCUGACAACACGCUCGUGGCCUCACGGAAAUAUCUUCAUAAGUGGAUUUCCUACAUGUCAGGCAAUGGAGGCAUUUGUGAAUAUCUGCACAAAGAUUUGUAUACAAUUAAAGGGAAUGCCCAUGGGACACCAUGCAUGUUUCCCUUCCAGUAUAACCAUCAGUGGCAUCAUGAAUGUAUCCGGGAAGGGCGGGAAGACGACUUACUGUGGUGUGCCACGACAAGCCGAUAUGAAAGAGAUGAGAAGUGGGGAUUUUGCCCAGAUCCCACAUCUACAGAGGUGGGAUGUGAUGCUGUCUGGGAGAAGGAUCCGAAUUCACACAUUUGCUACCAAUUCAACCUGCUUUCCUCUCUUUCCUGGAGCGAGGCUCAUUCGUCAUGCCAGAUGCAAGGAGGUGCUUUACUAAGUAUUGCAGAUGAGACUGAAGAGAAUUUUGUAAGGAAGCACUUAAGCAGCGAAGCGGAAGUGUGGAUAGGUCUGAAUCAGCUGGAUGAAAAUGCUGGCUGGCAGUGGUCUGACAGAACACCACUCAACUAUCUGAGCUGGAACCCAGAAAUAAACUUUGAGCCAUUUGCUGAAUAUCACUGUGGAACAUUUGAUCCAUUUAUGCCAAAUGGCUGGAGGAGUCGGGAUUGUGAGGCCACCCUGCCUUACGUGUGUAAAAAAUACCUAAACCACAGCGAUCACGGAGGAGUCGAAAAAGAUGCUUGGAAAUAUUAUGCUACCCACUGUGAGCCUGGCUGGAAUCCCCACAAUCGUAAUUGCUAUAAACUUCAGAAAGAAGAAAAGACCUGGGAUGAGGCUUUGCAUUCUUGCCAAUCUAAUAACAGUGUACUAAUAGACAUAGCUUCGUUAGCAGACGUGGAGUUUCUUGUUACCCUCCUUGGAGAUGAAAAUGCCUCUGAAACAUGGAUUGGUUUGAGCAGCAGUAAAAUUCCAGUUUCUUUUGAAUGGUCUAAUGGCUCCUCAGUCACCUUUACUAAUUGGCACACAUUUGAGCCCCAAAUUUUUCCAAAUAGAAGCCAUCUGUGUGUCUCAGCAGAGCAAUCUGAGGGACACUGGAAAGUUAAAAAUUGUGAAGAAACACUUUUUUACAUUUGUAAGAAAGCAGGCCACGUCCUUUCUGACACGGAAUCAGGCUGUCAAGAGGGAUGGGAGAGACAUGGUGGAUUCUGUUACAAAGUUGAUACUGUCCUUCGAAGCUUUGGCCACGCCUCCAGUGGUUAUUACUGUCCUCCUGCACUUAUAACCAUCACAAAUAGGUUUGAACAGGCUUUUAUUACCAGUUUGAUCAGUACUGUGGUAAAAACGAAGAACAGUUAUUUUUGGAUAGCUCUUCAAGACCAAAAUGACACAGGAGAAUACACUUGGAAGACAGCAGGGCCAGAGUCUGAGCCAGUGCGGUUCACACACUGGAAUGCACAUCAGCCCCGCUACAGUGGUGGUUGCGUUGUCAUGCGAGGAAGGAGUCCACCUGGUCGCUGGGAAGUGAAAGACUGUAAACACUUUAAGGCAAUGUCCCUGUGCAAGCAACCGGUGGAAAAUCAGGAGAAAACUGAGCAUGAAGAGAGAUGGCCCUUUCACCCCUGCUAUUUGGACUGGGAGUCAGAGCCUGGCCUGGCCAGUUGCUUCAAGGUAUUCCAUAGUGAAAAAGUCCUGAUGAAAAGAACAUGGAGAGAAGCUGAAACAUUUUGUGAAGAAUUUGGAGCUCAUCUUGCAAGCUUUGCCCAUAUUGAGGAAGAGAAUUUUGUGAAUGAGCUUUUAUAUUCAAAAUUUAAUUGGACAGAAGAAAGGCAGUUCUGGAUUGGAUUUAAUAAAAGAAACCCGCUGAAUGCUGGCUCUUGGGAGUGGUCUGAUGGAACUCCUGUUGUCUCUUCAUUUUUAGACAAUAUUUAUUUUGGAGAAGAUGCAAGAAAUUGUGCUGUUUAUAAGACAAAUAAAACACUGCUGCCCUUGCACUGUGGUUCCAAACGCGAAUGGAUAUGCAAGAUUCCAAGAGAUGUGAGACCCAAGAUUCCACCCUGGUACCAGUAUGAUGCACCCUGGCUCUUUUAUCAGGAUGCAGAGUACCUUUUUCAUACUCGUGCCUCAGAAUGGUCCUCCUUUGAGUUUGUCUGUGGCUGGCUGCGCAGUGAUCUUCUCACGAUUCGUUCUGCCCGUGAGCAAGAAUUCAUCCACAGCAAAAUAAAAGUGCUAUCAAAGUAUGGUGUAAAUUGGUGGAUUGGACUUCGAGAAGAAAGAGCCAAUGAUGAAUUUCGCUGGAGAGAUGGUGCACCAGUAAUAUACCAGAACUGGGACAAAGGACAAAAAGGAUCUAUGAAUAAUCAGAGCCAGAGAUGUGGCUUCAUUUCAUCCAUAACAGGACUCUGGGCUAGUGAAGAGUGUUCAGUUUCUAUGCCUAGCAUCUGCAAGCGAACAAAGUUUUGGGUCAUAGAAAAAGAGAAAGAUACACCAAAACAACAUGGAACGUGUCCCAAAGGGUGGCUAUAUUUUAAUUAUAAGUGCCUUUUGGUGAAAAUCCCCAAAGACCCAAGGGAUUGGAAGAACUGGACGUCUGCUCAAGAUUUCUGUGUUGAAGAAGAGGGGACGUUGGUAGCCAUUGAAAAUGAGGUGGAGCAAGCUUUCAUUACUAUGAAUCUCUUCGGCCAGACCACUAAUGUGUGGAUAGGAUUACAAAAUGAUGAUUAUGAAAAAUGGCUAAAUGGAAAGCCUGUGGCAUAUUCUAACUGGUCUCCAUUUGAUAAAAUAAAUAUUCCAAGUCAUAACACCACCAAAGUUCAAAAACACAUUCCCCUCUGUGCCCUGCUGUCAAGUAAUCCUAAUUUUCAUUUCACUGGAAAAUGGUAUUUUGAAGACUGCGGAAAAGAAGGUUACGGGUUUGUUUGUGAAAAAAUGCAAGAUACUUCUGGACAUGGUGUAAAUACAUCUGAUAUGUAUCCAAUCCCCAAUACCUUAGAAUAUGGAAACAGAACUUACAAAAUAAUUAAUGCAAAUAUGACUUGGUAUACAGCGACAAAAACCUGCCUGAUGCAUGGAGCAGAACUGGUCAGCAUUACAGACCAGUAUCACCAGUCCUUCCUCACUGUUAUCCUCAACCGGCUAGGACAUGCCCACUGGAUUGGACUGUUCACUGCAGACAAUGGUCUUCAUUUUGACUGGUCAGAUGGCACCAAAUCCUCCUUCACUUUUUGGAAAGACGACGAGUCAUCCUUCCUGGGUGACUGUGUUUUUGCUGACACCAGUGGACGCUGGAGUAGCACAGCCUGUGAGUCAUUUCUGCAAGGAGCCAUUUGUCAUGUGCCCACUGAAACAAGAGCAUUUGGAUACCCAGAGUUGUGCUCAGAAACAUCUAUCCCGUGGAUAAAAUUCAAAAGUAAUUGCUACAGUUUUUCUACAGUCCUAGACAGUACAAGUUUUGAGACUGCUCAUGAAUUUUGCAAAAAGGAAGGAUCUAAUCUUUUGACAAUCAAGGACGAGGCUGAAAACUCAUUUCUCCUAGAAGAGCUUUCUGCUUUUGUUUCUUCUGUCCACAUGGUUUGGUUGAAUGCUCGGUUUGAUGGUGACAAUGAAACCAUAAAGUGGUUUGAUGGAACUCCCACAGACCAGUCAAACUGGGGCAUUCGGAAGCCAGAGAUGGACCACGUCCAACCGCAUCUGUGUGUUGCCCUGAGGAUCCCCGAAGGAGUGUGGCAGUUAUCCCCAUGCCAAGAAAAAAAAGGAUUCAUAUGUAAAAUGGAGGCAGAUAUUCACACAGUAAAGGAACAUCCAGGAAAAGGACCAAGUCACAGCAUUGUACCUCUUGCAGUGGCACUGACACUGAUAGUAAUUCUGGCAAUUUCCACACUUUCCUUCUGCAUAUACAAGCACAAGAGUCGUAUCUUCAGGAGACUUGCAGGGUUUGAGAAUACUUACUAUCCUACAACCAACUUUAGUACAGUCCAUUUAGAAGAGAAUAUUUUCAUUUCUGAUCUUGAGAAGAAUGACCAAUAAUAAUGAAGUCAGAGAAGGCCACAGCCAUGAGGAUAAGUAAAGAAGACCAUAAGAGAGUCUCCUCUGUAUUUUCCUUUCCAGACCAGAUGCCAUUAUAAUGUGAAAUUGUGUCACUAGUUGAAUUAUUCUUAAAGUGAUUACUGGUUUUGAACUGUAACCAAAUCAGAUGAGUGUUAAUUUAUUCAUUUCCCCAAACUGUGAUCUA
Molecule: messenger RNA, 4814 nt
Organism: Ceratotherium simum simum (southern white rhinoceros)
Lineage: Eukaryota; Metazoa; Chordata; Mammalia; Perissodactyla; Rhinocerotidae
Gene: PLA2R1
Product: phospholipase A2 receptor 1
Source: RefSeq, a predicted model, not a curated record